Molecule: messenger RNA, 9110 nt
Organism: Oncorhynchus keta (chum salmon)
Lineage: Eukaryota; Metazoa; Chordata; Actinopteri; Salmoniformes; Salmonidae
Product: zinc finger E-box-binding homeobox 1-like
Exons: 4
Coding region: 189-2936 (915 amino acids)
Biological process (GO): regulation of DNA-templated transcription
Molecular function (GO): RNA polymerase II cis-regulatory region sequence-specific DNA binding; DNA-binding transcription factor activity, RNA polymerase II-specific
Source: RefSeq, a predicted model, not a curated record
GAAGUACUUAGUUAUUCUUGCCUGCUUCACAGCGGUGCAUGUAACUAUUUGCUCAGAACUACACGGAUCAAAUUGUUGCUAGCAUAUUUACCAUUUUCAAAACAUUAUUGGCACAUUACUUAGACACGAAGUUUAAAUCUUCUGCGGAAGUCAACCGAUCUCUGUUUAGUUUUCGCAAACGUUUGAAAAUGUUGAGCAGUGUUUCUCUCCGGGCUCAGAUCGCUUCCAUCAUAGAGGUACUUUCUAAAGCUGCGGUUUCAGAAAUUAGCAAAGUAGUCGACGAUGGCAUAGUUGUGUUACGUGUGGAAAUGUGUCGACGGGAAAAUGAAAUCAACGUCCUGAAAAAUAAUGUACAACAACUUGACAGCGAGCUUCGAAGAGCUCGAGGGAUUCAACCUCGAAAACGCAUCCAUCAUGGUCAAUCAGUCGCUGCUGAGAAUCUUGGGAGAAAAGGGCCUGGUAAAAAUGGUACCACUUGUGUGAGGAGGACCUCGGUUGAGAAACUGCAGCCUGAGGGAGACGGCAAUGGAAAGGAUGAAGGCGUUGGACCUGCGGAUGAGACUCUGGUCAAGAUUGAGCCGGCAGGGGAGGGUGAACAGGAAGAGCAGACCACAAGGAGAAAAGACGAGGAUCGUCUUGAUUCUGAACUGUCAACGUACGAGAGAGACAGCCAGCCGUGGAUGCCCGGUACACAAGAAGACAAUGAUGUGGAGACAAACUCACUGCGUCUCCCUGAUCACUCUCCUGAACCUUCCGGAAUGACGGCAGCUUCACGCAGCAGUGUUUCAUUUCCAGGGAAACCAUAUUUGGAGUCAAACGUCAGAGAGGAUAUGAUUUUACAACUCAGACAGCAACAACGUUAUAGGCAGUCAGAAGCGCUCAGGAGAACAAGCGACGGCACGGUAAAGUCAAACCCAGACCCUCAAAGUGAAUUCGGUUUUGGCCCGAAUUACAAUACGGCAAGGAGAGCGAGGACCAAGAGAUUUUUCCAGGUUAAUAAACACUUCAUUUGCACACUGUGUGGAAAGAGUUUUGAACGUUACAGCCAUCUUGAAAGACAUCUGCGAAUUCAUACGGGUGAGAAACCGUACAGCUGUGACAUAUGUGGAAGGUGUUUCAACCAGAAGGGUAGCCUCAAAGGACAUCUGAAGACUCACAGAGUAUCGAUGGACGGACUAGCUAACAACGAAGAGAAGCCUCUCCUGGAUGGACGUCAGUCUGAGGAAGAGCGUUGCAACGGAAAGUACCAAGUGUUUCAAACUGCUCCUCAGAUGCCCAUGAAGUCUGAGCCAGGGGAGGAGAAGGAUGCAUUCCAGACACUAGAUCAUAAAGCAGGAGAACAGACUGCAGGAAGAGCAGAACAGCAACUGGAUGAUGACUUGUCAACGUACGAGAGAGACGGCCGGCCGUGGAUGUCCAGUUCACAAGCAGACAACGAUAUGGAGACGAGCAAUUCAGAAUAUUUCAUCAGUUCAGGUCAGAACUCCCAGUGUCUCACUGAUCACUCUCCUGUACUUCCUGUCCCAGGAAGGGUGGAGGUGUCAUGUAGCAGUGCUUCAUCUCCAGGGAAACCAUAUGUAGAUGUCAGCGAGGAUAUGAUUUUACAGCUCAGACAGCAACAUUAUGGACCUUCAGACACACUCUUGAUAGCAAGUGACGGUACAGUACAGCCAAACUCGCAGGUCACGGGCGGGGCUUCUCUGAACCAUCCUCCCAUCUUCUCCAGUUGUCCGGAAAGGAAGGUGAAAACCUUCCAAGGAGUCACCAAGGACAAGAAGUGCUUCAUCUGCUCGUUCUGUGGGAAGGUUUUUGAGCGCGUUGGUCAUCUGGAAAGGCACCAGCGAAUUCAUACGGGUGAGAAACCGUACAGUUGUGACAUAUGUGGAAGGUGUUUCAACCAGAAGGGUAGCCUCAAAGGACAUCUGAAGACUCACAGAGACGGCGCUGACAUGCUAACGGGUCUACCUCCGCUAGAUGAUAAAAAGCCUGACGUUUAUCCUAGACCCUCGGAGAACCCAGAGGAACAGAGGGAUCAGCCCUCACCUGGUGAAGCACAGCCUAGCUCCGGGCACAGUGAGGAGGAGGAGGGCAGGGGGCAGGGGUUGGUGGGGGGAGCAGAGAAAGAGAAGCAGUUUGAAUCCCAGAUACUCAGUCAGUCAGGACCUCAACACCAACAAAGCACAGAGCGACAAGGUUACCAGGACGACCCAGAGUAUGUCAUGGAUGAGAGGGAGAGUCAGCUGUGUAGAUCUUUCACAGAGAGGCACAGUGAUGAGAGGGAGAGUCAGCUGUGUAGAUCUUUCACAGAGAGGCACAGUGAUAUGGAGUCUGGAUCACUAAAUCCAGGUUGCUCCUCCGAUGCGACAAAGCAGCAGAACUCCCAUCCUGUUUCACCCAGUGUCAAAUACCAUCACAGUCCUUUUGAUGGACUGCAGCACCACCACGGGUUCUAUACGUCAGCUUCUAGAGAGGUGGAACUUCAACACUUGUCUUUUCAGCAUGAGAAAGACAAGUUGGAUGUGAUUGAGCAAGAGCAGUAUGCAGGGGUGGUUCUACAUGCAAGGAACAGGGAGGAUGGUGAUGGAACAGUACUACCUAGGUUUCAGGACCGGGUACCACCGUCACCACUACCUGUAGAGGAGGAAACGUCAAUGAGAGCGUACAUCACAGAACCAAACUACAGUCAAGAGGGGAUUUUAUUUGCCCUUGGCAUAGACAGUUUUGACAGUACAGAGGGAACCAGUGCCACUACAGACGACACAAGAAAUAGAUGUUUCAUAUGCUCCUUCUGUGGAAAGAGUUUUGAUCGCCAUAGUCAUUUUGAAAGACACCUGCACACUCAUACUGGUGAGAAGCCCUACAGCUGUGAGAUAUGUGGUAAGACUUUCACUCAGAAGAGCAGCCUGAAAGCUCAUCAGAGACUUCAUACAGGUUAAUCAAGGGCCAACGCGUAUUUGCAUUUCAAAUGGCACCCUAUUCCCUAUACAGUUGCAAGAAACGGUAUGUGAACCCUUUGGAAUUACCUGGAUUAGGGUCGUAACAUUUUAUCUGAUCUUCAUCUAAGUCACAACAAUAGACACACAGUCUGCUUAAACUAAUAAUACACAAAUUAUUGUAUUUUUCUUGUCUAUAUUGAAUACAUAAUUUAAACAUUCACAGUGUGGGUUGGAAAAAGCAUGUGAACCCCGAGGCUAAUGUCUUCUCCAAAAGCUAAUUGGAGUCAGGAGUCAGCUAACCUGGAGUCCAAUCAAUGAGACGAGAUUGGAGAUGUUGGUUAGAGCUCCUCUGCCAUUCUGCUAUUCACUAGAAGCUGUGAACCACAAACAACAUCUCAGAAGACCUAAGAUUAAGAAUUUUUGACUUGCAUAAAGCUGGAAAGGGGUACAAAAGUAUCUCUAAAAGCCUUGAUGUUCAUCAGUCCACGGUAAGACAAAUUAUCUAUAAAUGGAGAAAGUUCAGCACUGUUGCUACUAGAGGUCGACCGAUUAAUCGGAAUGGCAGAUUAAUUAGGGCAGAUUUCAAGUUUUCACAACGAUCAGUAAUCAGCAUUUUUUGACACCGAUAAUGGUCGAUUACAUUGUACUCCAUGGGGAGACUGCGUGACGGCUGACUACCUGUUAUGUGAGUGCAGCAAGGAGCCAAGGCUAGGUGCUAGCUAGCAUUAAACUUAUCUUAUAAAAAACAAUCAAUCUUAACAUAAUUACUAGUUAACUACACAUGGUUGAUGAUAUUACUAGUUUAUCUAGCUUGUGUGCAUAUAAUCGAUGCGGUGCCUGUUAAUUUAUCAUUGAAUCACAGCCUAUUUCACCAAACUUAACAAGCGCAUUCGCGAAAAAAGCACUGUCGUUGCACCAAUGUGUAUUGAUUUUUAAAAGGCGUUGAUGUUUAUGGUUAGGUACACAAGUAUAUAUUUUUAAACCGGAAAUAUUUAGUUAAUAUUGCCUGCUAACAUGAGUUUCUUUUAACUAGGGAAAUUGUGUCACUUCUCUUGCGUUCUGUGCAACAGAGUCAGGGUAUAUGCAGCAGUUUGGGCCUCCUGGCUCGUUGCGAACUGUGUGAAGACCAUUUCUUCCUAACAAAGACAGCCAACUUUGCCAAACGGGGGAUGAUUUAACAAAAGCGCAUUUGCGAAAAAUCACAAUCGUUGCACGAAUGUACCUAACCAUAAACAUCAAUGCCUUUCUUAAAACCAAUACACAGAACUAUAUAUUUUUUAAUCUGCAUAUUUAGUUAAAAGAAAAUGGCAAAUUGUCACUUCUCUUGCGUUUAUUGCACUCAGAGUCAAGGUAUGUGCAACAGUUUGGGCCGCCUGGCUCAUUGCGAACUAAUUUGCCAGAAUUGUACUUAAUUAUGACAUAACAUUGAAGGUUGUGCAAUGUAACAGCAAUAUUUACACUUAUGGAUGCCACCCAUUUAGAUAAAAUACGGAACGGUUCCGUAUUCCACUGAAAGAAUAAACGUUUGUUUUUUGAAAUUAUAGUUUCCGCAUUUGACCAUAUUAAUGACCUAAGGCUCAUAUUUCUGUGUGUUUAUAUUAUAACUAAUUCUAUGAUUUGAUAGAGCAGUCUGACUGAGCGGUGGUAGGCAGCAGCAGGCUCUUAAGCAUUCAUUCAAACAGCACUUUCCUGCGUUUGCCAACAGCUCUUCGCAAUGCUUUCAAGCAUUGAGCUGUUUAUGUCUUCAAGCCUAUCAACUCCCGAGAUUAGGCUGGCAAUACUAAAGUACCUAUUAGAACAUCCAAUAGUCAAAGGUAUAUGAAAUACAAAUGGUAUAGAGAGAAAUAGUCCUAUAAUUCCUAUAAUAACUACAACCUAAAACGUCUUAUCUGGGAAUAUUGAAGACUCAUGUUAAAAGGAACCACCAGCUUUCAUAUGUUCUCAUGUUCUGAGCAAGGAACUUAAACGUUAGCUUUUUUACAUGGCACAUAUUGCACUUUUACUUCCUUCUCCAAAACUUUGUUUUUGCAUUAUUUAAACUAAAUUGAACAUGUUUCAUUAUUUAUUUGAUACUUUAUUGAUUUUAUUGAUCUAUUAAAAUAAGUGUUCAUUCAGUAUAGUUGUAAUUGUCAUUAUUUUAUAUAUAUAUAUAUAUAUAAAAAAUUGUCAGCUUUUUUGGUCCUCCAAUAAUCGGUAACGGCAUUGAAAAAUCAUAAUGGGUCGACCUCUAGUUGCUGCUCUCCCUAACAGAGUGGCUGUCCCUGCAAAGAUGACUGCAAGAGCACAGCGCAUAAUGCUCAAUGAGGUUAAGAAGAAUCCUAGAGUGUCAGCUGAAGACUCUGGAACAUGAUAACAUCUGAGUCUACGAUAUGUAAAACGCUAAGCAAGAUUGGUGUUCAUGGGAGGACACCACGGAAGAAGCCACUGCUGUCCAAAAAAAACAUUGCUGCACGUUUGAAGUUUGCAAAAGAGAACCUGGAUGUUCCACAGCGAUACUGGCAACAUAUUCUAUGGACAGAUGAAACUGCAGUUGAGUUGUUUGGAAGGAACACAACACUAUGUGUGGAGGAAAAAAAGGCACAGCACACCAACAUCAAAACCUCAUCCCAACUGUAGAGUAUGGUGGAGGGAGCACCAUGGUUUGGGGCUGCUUUGCUGCCUCAGGGCCUGGACAGCUUAAACUUGCAAAAUCAUUUUUCUGUUGAUCAAUACAUUUUGCAGGAGAAUGUUAGGCUGUCUGUCUGCCAAUUGAAGCUCAACAGAAGUUGGGUGAUGCAACAGGACAACGACCCAAAACACAGAAGUAAAUCAACAACAGAAUGGCUUCAACAGAAGAAAAUACACCUUCUGGAGUGGCUCAGUCCUGACCUCAACCCGAUUUGAGAUGCUGUGGCAUGACCUUGUUUGUGGUUCAUACCAGACAUCCCAAGAAUAUUGCUGAACUGAAACAGUUUUGUAAAGAAGAAUGGUCCAAAAUUCCUCUUGACCGUUGUGCAGGUCUGAUCCGCAACUACAUACAAUGUUUUGUUGCCAAAGGAGGGUCAACCGGUUAUUAAAUCCAAGGGUUCACGUACUUUUUCCACCUUGCACUGUGAAUGUUUACACAGCGUGUUCAAAAAAUAUAUGAAAACAUAUCAAUUUUUGUGUGUUAGUUGAAGCUGACUGUUUGUCCUCUUGUUGUGACUGAGAUGAAGAUCAGAUAACAUUUGAUGACCGAUUUAUGCAGAAAUCCAGGUAGUUCCAAAGGGUUCACAUACUUUUUCUUGCCACUGUAGUACACUACCACUGUAGUACACUACCACUGUAGUACACUAUCUUUGACCAGAGACCAAAGUAGUGUACUAUGUAAGAAAUGGAUUAUAAUUUGGGAUGCACCCUAACUGAAAGUGGUUUCGUCCUCAUCAAAAGCGGUUAAUGAGUAUGGGACAUUUGGCUGCUAUUGGUAACAGUUUAGAAGUCCAACUAAAUUGUGAUAAGAUGUCAUAUUUGUUUCCAAUACAUUUUGUGUGUUUAAAAAAAAAAUCCUUUAUUGAACUAGUCAAGUCAGUUAAGAACAAAGUCUUAUUUACAAUGAUGGCCUACCCCGGCCAAACCUGGACGACGCUGGGUCAAUGGGAGUCCUAUGGGACUCCCAAUCACGGCCGGAUGUGAUGCAGCCUGGAUUCGAACCAGGGACUGCAGUGACGCCUCUUGCACUGAGAUGCAGGGCCUUAGACUGCUGCAUCACUCGGGAGUCCAAAGGAUGUUAAAGAUAUUCAGAUGCUGGGGCUAUGGAAAAAUGAACAUUUUUAGUAGUUCUUAGUUUAUAAAGUUGUCAUCAGGUAUCUCUCCAAUAAUGUAUAUAGAAGGGGGGUGUUUUAAGGAAAAACAAUUUAAUUAUUCAACGUUUUUCUUUUCUUCCUGCAUCAAACGUAUGGAUCAAUGAUCCAAUUUAACAUGUGGGCUACAUAUCUACUUGUUUUGUAUGAAGACGUUGAUGGUAGGGUUGUUUAUUACUCAAUGGGUAUGUUUACAUGCACAGUAAUAAUUCAAUAUUAAACUGAUUAUGUCAAUAAGCAUAUUAUGCAAUAGUCAUGUAAGCAGAGUAAGGCGUUUAACUUAAUCGGCGUACGGUCAAAAUUAAAACACAUGGUUUUCUGAGUAAUCUUUCUAAUUAUUAGAAUGCCUUAAAAGGAUCGGACCCUUUUAUUUUCAUUUUUUUUUGCCUGAAAUGACAUACCCAAAUCUUACUCCCUUUAUUUAGCUCAGUACCUGAAGCAAGGGUAUGCAAAUUCCUUUGUGGAAUUUUUUGAAAAGUUUGUGGAAAUGUGAAAUUAAUGAAGGAGAAUAUAACACAUUAGAUCAGGUAAAAACUUUUCUAUUUUUAUUUUUUGUUCCAUCUUUGAAAUGCAAGAGAGAGAGGCCAUUAUAUCACUUAGCAAUUUAGAUUUUGGCCACUAGAUGGGAGCAGUGUAUGUGCAAAGUUUUCUACGGAUCCAAUGAACCAUUGCAUUACUGUUCACAAUGCUGUAUCAAGUCUGCCCAACUGUGCCGAAUUGGUCAAUUGAUACAUUUUCAAGUACAUAACUAUAGACAACAUACAAAAAUUAUAUGGUAAUACGAAAUUUAAUUUUACACACUCCCAGGAAUGUCAUAAAUGAAGGAUAAUUAGCUUCCCCACAGAAACACUAACCUUCACACAUCUAGAUGGUGGGGAACCCAGUUCCUACAUUUUAAUAUAAAAAUGGAUUUUAUCAAACAGAACUAUACUACAUUUGAUCUCUGGGACCCUCAGGGUGACAUAUCAGAGCAAGAUUACUGAAUGUAAGUACAUUAUUUACCUUCAGAGGUGAAUGUAUCAAACCAGUUGCCGUGAUUAAUAGUUUUGUUGUUGUGCACUCUCCUCAAACAAUAGCAUGAUAUUUUUCACUGUAAUAGCUACUGUAAAUUGGACAGUGCCGUUAGAUUAACAAUAAUUUAAGCUUUCUGACCAUAUAAGACAUGUCUAUGUCCUGGGAGAUUUUCUUGUUUCUUAUGUCAUGCUAAUCACAUUAGCGUAUGUUAGCUCAACCGGACAUGCAUCAGUCAUUUCAAAGCUCACUACAUUGAAUUACACAAUUUCCAAGCCCAUUUCAUAGAGAAUGUUACAAAACUGUACUUUAUUUAGUAACUUACUUUGAAGAGAUGAGGAUUGGGUCUAAAUGGUUUUGGUGUUUGGUACUCUUAAUUCAGUGUACUCCUCUUUAACUGCCAUUUCCUGAAAGUCAGACUUACCACCUGCCAACUCCUUUUCAGCAGCAUCAGCAUUCACCACUCUGUUUGGUUAUCCUUAGAUAUAGUAUCCAGACUUGCCCAGAGGGAAUUGUUGAUAUGCUGUACAUGUUUUAUUCUAGGUAACAUUUUAUUUGUAAAAAUGUAAAUGUCUUUAUUUUACUGAUUAGAAAGAUAAAGAAAACAAAUAUUUAUCCACAAUCUGCUCUGGACAAGUCUGGUGCUGGACUGUCUUAAAAUUAAAUUAAAAUAUUUAGGCUGACUUCAAUUCAGUGUCCAGUAAAAUGUAUUUAUGUUGUAUGUGCAUAUUUAGUUAUGUAUAGCCUCAUUUGCAUAUCAGUAAAAAAACAUUUGGCUACAUUCAACUAGUAAAAGUUGUUUUAAGUGUAAAAAAUAAAUCUCUGUUAGGGUGUGGUUCCUGGACUUAAUCAGCAUUCUACCUGUGUAUUUGAUCUGCACAUGUGCUUGCGCCAGCCGGGCGAGCCUCACUCUUUAGUGCGAGUGAAGUGAGUUCGGAACAACGGGUCUUUAGAAGUAGUUUUCACAAACUUUUAUAUGUCUGAACUCUAAUCAAAUAUGCCUCACAAAAAUAACAUGGUCACUGUGGUAGAAUGUUUAUUUUAGUUGGCAAUUUUCUGCAUUUAUCAGUGCCAUCGGGUAGCCUGAUUUGAAGAUGUCCAUGUAAAACAAGAUUAUUAGGGAAAUGGCUCUUCUUGCAAAGCAUGUAAACGUUUUAAUCAAAUUAUUAUAUUAAUCAGACGAUUCACAAUCGCAUUAUUGUGUGCAUGUAACCGUACUCGUUGAGUAGUUCAAAUGCUAUAUUUUGUUUUUGACUCCUAUGUUCAAAAACGCACUCUUAUAUUUGCUUUGUUGUUUCGUAUCUGCUGGUGUAUUCAUUAAUAAAUGUAAAAUUCUGAAUGCAAA